Aspergillus welwitschiae is the source of this 1877-nucleotide messenger RNA. Its product is annotated as putative MFS sugar transporter. Gene Ontology annotation, molecular function: carbohydrate:proton symporter activity. The record is from RefSeq and is a predicted model, not a curated record. The transcript is spliced from 3 exons. Gene Ontology annotation, cellular component: membrane. Lineage: Eukaryota; Fungi; Ascomycota; Eurotiomycetes; Eurotiales; Aspergillaceae. Gene Ontology annotation, biological process: transmembrane transport; carbohydrate transport. The coding region runs from base 101 to 1627 and encodes 508 amino acids.
GACAGGUUAUUUGGCUCUCUGUCCCCCUUAUCUCCCAAUUUGGCUCUCACUGCUCCCAACCCGCACCGAAAACGGUCGCUUUGAGGAUCAGUCUUUCACGAUGGGUCGGAAAUUGGGCCUCUUCCGUGCUAUCUAUCUGGUGUCUGCCAGCUGCAUGGGCUCUUUUGCCUUUGCAUUUGACACCGGUGUUAUCAGCGGUGUCCUUACUCUGUCUUCUUUCCAAAAUGACUUCGGAUACACAGUGGCUCAGAAAACCUCCGUCAACUCCAAUGCCGUGUCCAUCCUCCAGGCAGGUGCCUUUUUCGGCUGCUUUUUCACGACACCCAUCGCAUCCUACCUAGGCCGCCGGCUCGGCCUCAUCAUCAGUUCCCUUGUAUUUACUGUCGGUACCAUACUACAGGUCGUUAAUUCGCAUACUCUGGGGACGUUCUAUGCUGGUCGAGUGAUAGCUGGUCUUGGUAUCGGCGCCGCCACGGUGCUAAUUCCCGUGUAUGCGGCUGAAAUGUCUCCCAAAGACCUACGUGGCCGACUCGGUUCCUGCUUCCAGUUGUUCUUUGCCUUGGGAGUUAUGGUCGCCUACUGGGUCACGUAUGCUGUGUCGAUAGACCAGCCGUCCGCAACAAAACAAUGGCAGAUUGCAUUGGGCUUGCAGCUUCUCCCUUCGUCUCUUCUUCUGUUCGGUAUGUGCACGGUUAAGGAGAGCGCUCGGUGGCUCGCCUCCAAGGGCAAGAUCGAUAAGGCUAGAGAGUCCCUGAAAUGGGUCAGAGGCGGAGAAGAGACCGAGGAGCUCCAGCAAGAAUUCGAUGAGAUUUUGGCAGGUAUUGAAGAAGAAGCUCGAGUCAAACAAGGCUUCACCUUCCGGGAACUGCUGCUUCCCGCGAAUCGCUACCGGCUGUUCAUCGCCUUUACGAUUCAGCUAGCGGCGCAACUUACCGGAAACACGUCCCUGGCGUAUUACGCCACUCAGAUCUUUUCCGCCGUUGGUGCAGGAAACUCAAGUAAGCUGGUGACAGGCUUCUUCGGUGUGGUGAAAGUGGUCGGUGUCUCUAUCUUCCAGAUUUUCGUUAUGGAUCGCAUCGGUCGGCGAUGGCCGUUCAUGAUUGGCGCCGCCGCAAUGGGAUCGUUCAUGCUCAUCAUUGCCUGCAUUUUGGCCACGCAUCCGACCAGCUCCAGCGACACCGGAAGCGCCUCGCCAGCUGGAAUCGCCAUGAUUAUCAUGACAUACUGUGAAGCUUUCAGUUACAACAUGUCCUGGGGCCCUCUUCCCUGGCUGUACGUGGGAGAAAUUUUUUCGAGUCGCACUCGUGAAAUUGGCGUGACCGUCGGCGCAGCGUCACAAUGGCUUUUCAAUUUCAUGAUGUCGCAGGUCACGCCGCAUGCAAUUGACAACAUCGGAUGGAGGAUGUUUCUAAUGUUUGCGAUCUUCAACUACGCGAUCGUUGUAUAUUCAUACGUAUUUCUAAAGGAGACCUCCAAAUACUCUCUUGAAGAAAUGCAAGGCGUCUUUGGUGGCAGCGAUCCCGCCAAGGAUGAUAAACUUACGACUACUGAAACAGCAGAUAAAACACAUACGAGCGAGGUUGAGGACAAUCAAGGGACCAGCAGUGCAACGCCAAAAGAAGGAUAAUCGAUAUAUUACUUAAUUAUUCAUGAUAAUGUGUGCAUAAUAGAACGAAGUGAUGGGACAAUAGCAUUGCACAGCAUACGAUAAUGGCGAGGGUCGUCUAUACACAGUGACAUGACGUGGCAUCAUGAUAUAUUAUUUUGACACACUUCAAUAUCUCCACAACACAACAUCAACCAUAUCAUAAUUCGGAGACUCUUACUUUUCUACCAGUACAAAGAACCUGGCCUGACGGUGGCUAGGCAGAAAUUAG